AUGGAAGCGGGUACCUCACUGAGGUACUUUAGUGGAGAAGACUGCGACCAUCGUGAGUACAAGAGGUGGAAGCAAUGGGCGCUCAAUAAGAUGCGCACAAUGGACAAGCUGGCAGAAGAGGCACGUGGAUCGUUCAUUUGGACGCUCCUGUCCGGCCGUGCUCUAGAGGUAGUCGAGCACCUCAAAGAGGAAGACUACCAGGUGAAGGGGGGAGAGAAGAAGCUUUUCGAAUUGCUGGAUCGUCGGUGGCCCGAGUUGGACAGAACCGACGAGAUCGGCGAGAACAUCGCCGACGUGUUUGGACUGCGGGCCAAAGAAGGCGAGACCAUUCGCCAAUGGUGUGCAAGGGCCCGCGAAUGCUUCGACAAGUGUGCCCGUAAAACGGGCGUCAAAUUCCCAGAAGAAGCAAGAGGAUGGAUCUUGCUGAAUCAGAGUGGCAUGGCCGAGGAACAACGUGCAGUGUGCCUGGCUCGAGCUCAAGGAGACCUCAAGUUCGAACAGUUGGCUCAAUCCAUGAGGUCAUGCUUCCCCGACUAUGUGGUGCCUAAGCGAAGAUCCGCUGCUGUCCAUAUGGUGGAAGAGUUCCCUGCUGCCUCGUCGAAUGAACCGACGGGUGAGGAUUCCUUUCAAGACGUCGAGUUGUUUCUGGCCGAACAUGGCUUUGAGGAGAGCUCAACUCUGCCGGCAGAGGACUACAUCCAGGACGGCUUCGAUGAAGAAGAGACAGCGGAGAUCUUAGCUGCCACCUGGCGUGAGAAGCGUGCUGAGCUGAACAUGGUUCAGAAGGGGCGUAAGUUCACCCCGCCCGACAGUCGGCGAGGAGCCCCAGCUGGCAAGGACCUCAAAAGAUCCUUCCGGGUGCAGGUGAUCGACAGUCCGGUGCAAGAGCAUUUUGUCUGCACCGCCGAAAGUUGCCCCGAGAUCGAGGUUUUCCUGGUGAGUAGUCCUGGAUAUGCAAUCUUGGACAGUGGCUGUGGCAAGACGAUCGUCGGACGAUCAACCCUCGAGUCCUUUCAGGCCAUUUGGAAGAAGCACGGCGUGCCUUGUCCCCAAGAGAAGGCUGAGCAGAACAGCUUUCGUUUUGGCAAUGGUGAGCAGGAGGUGAGCACCUCUGUGGUUGACAUGCCGGUCUAUUUGGCCGGUCGACCUGGAUACAUCAAAGCUGCCAUCGUCAAGGGCUCGGCACCAUUGUUGCUGUCUCGGCCUGCUCUACAGAGGUUGCAGGCCCAGAUUGACUUCGCAAAUGACAGCCUCACCCUGUUCGCUGGAAAGGUGAAUAUCCCAAUGGAGAUCAAUGCUGCCGGCCAGUAUGCCAUCUAUGUGACGGCAUUUCCUGAACAGGCGUCCCGUCUGUUCCCAGGUUCCGAGCCGCAGCCUGACCAGUCGAUCGAAGACAAUUGCCUCUCGGUAGAAUAUAACCACUCACAUGCAAAGAUGAAAGACUACUGGGAGUAUAGGCCCAAGGAUCGUAUGCUUAUUCGACACCACCUCAAGCCACGUACCACCAGGUUCACACCACAUAACACACAAUGCCCGGUCGCCGUCGACCGUCUCCAACACAUUCGUAACACACAUGCUUCCACAGUCAGGGACCUUGAAGACGAUUGGACUGAUCCGCUUAGUGCCCACGCCCAUCAUGAUGCAAUUCCCUGGACUGGCAAGACAGUCUUUCGACUCCUACGACAUGUUCCGCCGCCGACCAUCCCUCCGGCCCAGGAAGAACGGCUCCGGUUGAUGCAAUGGACUGCCAAGCAACAUCGGCAGUUGAUUGCUCAAGUCAAGGCGCCGGACCGUGACCAAACAGAACGGUAUGACAUCAUCGAAGUGUUUUCACCACCUCGUUUUGGUCUUGAAGGGAGUAAGCUGGGCCUCCGGGUCCUGUCGGCAGAUCUGUGCACCGGAUGGGAUUUUCGUAGGAAGGCCGAUCGGGAGUCAUUGAAAAGCCAUGUUCAAGUGAGUAAACCUAAGCUGCUUGUUUGUUGCCCUCCUUGCACUUGGGCGGGAGGAUGGUGGCACUUGAAUCGACAGUACAUGACCCCUCAAGAAGUUGCAAUCAGGGAAACGUGGACUCGGUUGUUCAUCAAGUUUUGUUGUGAACUCAUGGAGCUCCAGCUCACACAUGGAGGUCAAUGCAUGUUUGAGCACCCAAGAGAUUCGGUAGCUUGGAAUCUUCCGUCCAUGCAACAGCUAACCAAACGGAUGCACCUAGUGUCGGUAGACAUGUGCUGUUAUGGACUGCGCAUCCCAGGCGGAGAGUUGAUCCGAAAGUCCACCCGCCUUUUGGUCUCGCAUGACCGAAUGAGAUGCCUAGCCAAGCAAUGCCCUGGGUCUUCACAUGAGAGCCAUCGAUGUCACCAGCCAGUGGCCGGACAUCAUCGCAUGGUAGGUGCUGUCAGCAAACACGCUGCCAAGUACACCCCUGCUUUUGUUAAAGCCGUGUUGCGAGUGACCCAAGGGUUGCCGGUGACUGAAUCUCUCAUUGUGGUCGAAGACCGUUUGCAAGAGUGCCUCGUAGCCCAGUCUUUGGAGGAACUGAACCAUGAGAGCGAGGACAAAGUCAAAACGAGCUUGAGACGACUUCACAACAACUUGGGACAUCCCACCAAUCAACAAUUGAUCCGAGUCCUGAAACAUGGUGGUGCUUCCGAAGCCGCGCUGAAUGCUGCCCGAGCCUUCCAAUGCGAUCAGUGCCUAGCCCAGAAGAGCCCAAAGGAGAUCGUUUGCGAUCCUCACCGAGCGAAUCUGCCCGACGCCUUUUCCUCGAUUCUCGAGAAGGGUGGCGCCUCUUUUAAGCUUAUAGCUGCUGAUGCCCACUGGCAACUCGGGAAAUGCGAGGUGCACGGGGGUUGGUUCGCCCGUGUGCUUGAUCGCAUCCUGUCGGAGCACUCCCCCUCCAACCGGGAGGAAUGGACUGAAUGUGUUAGUGCAGCACAUUGCAAAAACCAGUUGAUCCAGGUGUAUGGCAUGACCCCGUCACAAUUCGUGUUUGGCCGGAACCCCCGAAUUCCAGAAAACUUGUUGGACGAACCAUUAGAGAUAGUUCCUGCCACAUCAUCACUGUAUGAAGAAGCCGUGGCCCGACAGGCAGUUCUCGAACUGCAGGACAGUAAGGCACUUCGUCUGGCCUUGGCAGCCCGCCCUAGGGUAAACCACAUGCAUGAACCAGGUUCCUAUGUUGCCUAUUGGCGAUCCCAAAAGUGGGUUCACGGUUCUCUGGACAAGACCGGACGUUGGCAUGGACCUGCUGUGGUGUUGGGUUAUGUUGGCAGAAACGUAGUGGUCAUUCACAAAAGACAGGUCUUUCGCUGUGCUCCAGAACAAAUUCGACCGUCCACUCAUGAGGAGAAAAAGUUGGUUGAAACACCACACAUGGAACUCCUAGGAAUCAAACACCUGAUCGAAGCCGGAAAGCUUGAAAGCCGACAGUACAUCGACCUCGUGCCAGAGAGCUAUCCGAGCGAGCUGCCAAUGCCAGAGACAGAUACUGCCCCACGGCCUGUGGAAGGAAGCCCUGUCGACCUCCCGUCGAUGCCUGCUAGACCUGCCACAACAGGAUGUAAUGAUAGUCUGAGUCCACCUCCACUAUCAACCCCGUUGGAAAGUGACGAUACACAGGUCCCAGUGGAGGACAAGGCAACAACCUUCCGCGAAGAGCCGCCUGACACUAGGCCAUCCAAGACGAUCCCACAGCCACCACCUGAUGCUGACACGGUGGAUCCGACUACCGGCUAUGGGCCUGUCCGGCCUGUUCGACGGCGCAUUUUGCACAAGGAUGGAGCAUCCGCUCUAUACCGGCCGGGUCGUAUGAUGCAAGAUGACUUCCAAGACAUGAUGCAAGAGAUUGUUCCUCAGCUCAUUAAACAAGUCAUAGACACCACGCCACCGGCGUCAUCCGCCUCGGAACCGGUUGAGCCGAGUUCCACAGUUGAAUCACAGAGGGGCCAAAAGCGCAUGGUUGAUGACGCCAGUGGUGCCGAGCAACCAGUAGGCAAACGUGCAGCCGCAUAUGAUCAUACACAUGACAUGGACGACAGCCUGAUCGUGGAACCAGUUGGCAGCACGUUCGCCAAGGAUGAAGUAGCCAUCUGUUCUGUCGAGGUUUUGCAACAACAAAGUUAUGAUCCCAGGAGCGAUAACCUCUCUCUAGAAGACCUAAAUCAACUGAUCUCCAUGUAUCGGGAAGGAACGCCACAUGAAAUUCUUGUAGCAACAUACCUCAAGAAGAAGGCUGCUAAAGAGCUUCCCGUGUCAGGUAACCCGACCGAAAUCCAGAUUAAGAUCGACGAGGCCAAAUUGUUGGAAUGGAAUACCAUCCUAGCUAAGCAUGCAGCCAGAUUAGUCCUAGGACCCGAAGCCGAGGGAGUCCGUAGACACCACAGUGACCGAAUCAUGGGUAGUCGAUAUGUCAUCACGGUGAAGCAAGAAGAUGACUCGGCACCACGCAUGAAAGCACGCUGGUGCCUUCAGGGCCACUUGGACCCAGAUCUCAGUGAGAAGGCCAUGCAAGGUGAUCUUCAGAGUCCCACCUUAAGUCAGGUCGGACGUAAUCUGAUCUUUCAGCUUCUGUCAUCCUUUCGUUGGAAUAUGUCCUUGGGGGACGUAAAAGGGGCAUUCCUAGCAGCGGGUGAUCUACCACAACGGUACCGCCCUCUCUACGCUAGUCUCCCAAAAGGUGGCAUCCCUGGAGUUCCCGAAGAUGCCCUGAUAGAGGUCUGUGGACAUGUGUACGGGUUGAACGACUCGCCAGCUGCAUGGUACAAAAAGCUGUACCAAGAACUAACACGGGUUGGUUUCGAGAGGUCACGAUUCGAUUCUUGUCUCUUUUACUUUCGAGAAGAAGGAAAACUGACCGGGAUCUAUGGGGUUCAUGUUGAUGACUGUGUGACCGGAGGACAGAGACCAAAAUACUCAGCAGCCAUCCAAGAGCUUCAACGGGUGUUCGAAUUCAGAAAAUGGAGAAAAGGGUCUGGGGAUUUUUGUGGUAGUCAAUACUUUCAGGACCCCAAUACACAUGAAAUCACCAUGAGCCAGAGCCGUUUUACCAAGGAGAAGGUAAGACCCCUCCACCUCAGUCGGGAAAGGGCUCGUGUUCGAGACGUUGCACUCGAUGCCAAAGAAGUGAGUUGUCUUAGAGCGAUCAAUGGCAGCUUGAACUGGUUAGCAAACCAAUCCAGACCAGACCUAGCAACUCAGGUGUCCUUCUCACAACAGUCCUUCCCACAACCUUGUGUGGAAGAUGCCAUAGCUGUGAACCAUGCGGUCCGACGUGCAAAACAACACUCGGAUCAAGAAAUUCGUUUCUGUGCCAUUGGUCCCAAUGACCUGGCUCUCAUGUGUCAUUCAGAUGCGGCGUUCGCCAACGCCAAAGCAGGAGCGACACAAGCAGGGUUCAUAGUAAGCUUUGUGCAUAAAGAUGUGAAUCUAGGUAAGGACUGCAAAUGUUCUCCAGCGUAUUGGAAGAGUUUCAGGUUACCAAGGGUUGUUUCCUCAACGUUGAGUGCAGAGGCCCAAAGUAUGUCGGUUGCUUCUAGCAUGUUGGAAUGGACCAAUCUCAUCCUUUCGGAAGCCUUAGACGGUUCUAGGUGUCCACAAAGCCUAUGGGGUAGUUUGGGAAACCGGUUAACCAUGCUUGUGACAGAUUGCAAGUCCUUGUACGACCACCUGAGCUCCCAGUCGUCACCAACGCUGGACGAUAGGCGUACCGCCAUCGACAUCGUCAUACUCAGGGACAGCAUUCGUCGAAUGCAAGCAACACUAAGGUGGAUCCCGACAAACAGAAUGUUGGCUGAUGCUCUAACAAAAGAAAGUCCAGAAGCCUUUGACUUGUUGAGAGCCUGUUUGAGGUCCGCCCGAUACCAAAUAAGCCCAGAGGAGCUUGUGUUGCAGCGCAGAGCCCAAGAACGUGAUAGACGAAAACAGUUUGCCUCUAGCUCGAAAUCGCAGAACCAUGGCGAUGUCCAGUGGACUGAGUGCCUUCACUCCUGCGGUACCAUGAAGGCCAGGAAGUGCGGUGCAUGGGAUGCCAUCAUGCACCGGGUCCGUGAUGCUGAGGAUCUGGCUUUGGACGAAGCUUGGUCUCCUUCCCUUUCUGGCUCUAUGUCGGAUGGAUCGAAGCGAUUGCGUGAGGACAGGGCUCCAUCAACACCAGUGACGUACGGAUCCGGCUACACAACUGCUGAUCCGCCUAUGCCUUCCGAGAAGAACCUGAUCGCUAGCCCAAGUCCUGGUGGCGAGUUGCCACAUGGGGUGUCGACAAUCACCCAAUGGGGAAAGACGGUGGUGUCCUUUGGGAAGUACAAAGGCUCCAAGAGCUAUGCUGAAAUGUUUGAAAGCACGAGCGAAGAUUUGGCCAGCUAUCGUAGCUAUUGCCAGUCCCACUACCAGAGUGGGUCACCGGCCUUGCGAGAUUUGGUUGACUACUUCCGCGCCCGCGGAAUGCAUCAUGAAGCAAGCCAGUCUGUCAUCCCCGGCAGCUCCAUUCGACGUGUGUACAAAAACACUUAA
Messenger RNA from Durusdinium trenchii, 6504 nucleotides. The record is from the annotation of a GenBank genome assembly. NCBI's taxonomy places the organism in Eukaryota, Dinophyceae, Suessiales, Symbiodiniaceae.